Molecule: messenger RNA, 1752 nt
Organism: Geodia barretti
Lineage: Eukaryota; Metazoa; Porifera; Demospongiae; Tetractinellida; Geodiidae
Source: the annotation of a GenBank genome assembly
GGCCCUAGCAAAUUAGGAUCGCUUGUUCUGAGGACUGUAAGGUGAUACCGCUUCUGUAUAUGGCCCUAGCUUCAUCUCUGUGUCCCAUACGACAGUUAAAAAAGCCGAGGUUCUCUGCGCUCGCUUCGUGCAUUAGCUGCGCCAGUCCCUUCAGCCUAUCUACUAGAAAGUACGAUGUCUCACGUGAUUCGGAAGAGCGGCAGCAGCUGGAGAGAGGGUCAAAUAUUACCUCGGGACCCUCUCUAAAGACAUUUCCUUCUCAUCUUCUCGCCCUUCUUCGAGAAGCGGGGAGAGGAGGAGGGAGGGAAGGAGUGGGCGGAGUGAGCCAGCAUCAGUCGACUGCAGCUCGGACUGACCUUCUGAAUUCCCUGGAGGCCACACAAAGCCAGCUGCUUUCUCCGGAGGGAAGGUCAGAGGUCACUCUCCUGAGGUCAGAGUCCAAUCUGCGGCAGGUCCUGAGUCCGUUCUACCGUGACGUGUUCACGGAGAUAUCGCGACUGGAGCACGGGAUUCAGUUCCUGGUGAACCUCCGUGCCGAUAUACUGGAGCAUACAAAGGCUAUCGGUGAUCACUCGUCGUCGUACCUCCUGUCGGAGAUGGCGGGUGACCUUCGCGACCUCUUGUCCCAGUGGUUCUCUCCCUCCCUCCUGGACAUCCAGCAGCUCACCUGGGAAAGUCCCUGUGACAUCAUGGAGAAAGUGAGUGAGUACGAGGCAGUCCAUCGCCUCCGUCAUUGGAAGGAUCUCAAACAUCGCGUCGGUCGCCAUCGGCGAUGUUUUGUCUUCACCCAUCGGUCCCUCCCCCGAGAACCUCUAGUUAUUCUUCACGUUGCCUUGACAACGGAACCCUCCUCAAACAUUAAAGCUCUACUGAACCGGUCUGUUGAGAGAAAUAGUGACUUCAGUGCUGUUACUACUGCCGUCUUCUACUCCGUAUCUCCAACUCAGAGAGGUCUCUCGGGGAUCGACUUGGGGUAUUACAUCAUCAGACGAGUUGUAGCCGAACUCCAGCGGGAGUUUCCGGGGCAACUCGCGACCUUUGUCACCCUGUCCCCGGUCCCCGGGUUCAGACGAUGGUUGGAGUCGAGAUUGCGGCAGUCGAGUCCUCUCUCAGUGGAGGGAGAGAGAGGAGGAGGAGGAGAGAGGGAGCUUCUCCAGCUGUUUCCUGAAGCUAGUGACCUCACUGAGGCACUGCAGGUUAAAUGUAUACCAGAAAUAAUUAUAAUAUGGCAUGUGUGCAGUUCGAGAGAAACAAAUCCCCUGGCUCUAUCACAGAGAGACUGGGCAGUGGAUCGAAACGGAGCACUGGCAAAUGCACUGAGAUCUCCACUCCUCUCGCUCUGUGCAAGGUACCUGGUACGGGAGAAGCGACGCAGCAAGGCCCUCGACCCUGUGGCUCACUUUCACCUGAGUGGAGGGGCCAGUGUGUGGAGACUAAACUGGCUCGCUGACCCCAGUCCCCUCGGACUGCAAAACUCUUACGGAGUCAUGUGCAACUACCGCUACCACCGUUUACCUCAGUUGAACGUUAACAGUGACCGGUAUAGGGCGACUGGUAAGGUUACUGUCUCCGACGGCGUACAAGAUCUUCUACAACAGCUAGACUGAGGAGGAUCGCUUAGUAUUUAUAUAGUACUAUUGUACGUUGAUGUAUAGGGUUGUGAUUGGGAAUUUUGUUCAUUCUUCCCGGCCGUAAUUUUAACACGUUUGUUAUUGUGACGCGCUGGGAGUACAUGCACCGGAAAGUAAAAGA